Messenger RNA from Poeciliopsis prolifica (blackstripe livebearer), 4812 nucleotides. RefSeq names its product kinesin-1 heavy chain-like. The record is from RefSeq and is a predicted model, not a curated record. Gene Ontology annotation, molecular function: ATP binding; microtubule binding; microtubule motor activity. The transcript is spliced from 26 exons. Bases 346 to 3222 code for a protein of 958 amino acids. Gene Ontology annotation, biological process: microtubule-based movement. NCBI's taxonomy places the organism in Eukaryota, Metazoa, Chordata, Actinopteri, Cyprinodontiformes, Poeciliidae.
CUCUGUCUUUGGUUCUGCCCUCUAACAGCUGGACUCUUUUAGAACACAGUCAGCGACAUCCAGACACUUCUUUUCAUUUUACUAUUUAUUUUAGAGCUCUAAUCUAAUCUUUUUAAAGACUCUAUUUGCUGAGUCAUCCCUAUAUUUUUGGGGUUGGGAUUUCAUCCUUAAUAUUCAGGACUAAUGAGUUUCUUCUCGCCUCAGCUGAGUGGUUGAGUACCAGCAGCUGGUACUCUGUGUUUUCCUCGCCGGCAGCAUCAGGGAGGACUUCUCCAGCAGCCUGACUCUUCAGCUGAGCAGCGACUCCGUUUCGUGUCCUGUGGCGCUCCAUCUCUUGCAGCGGACAUGGCGGACCCAGGGGAGUGCAGCAUCAAAGUGGUGUGCCGCUUCAGGCCGCUGAACAGCGCCGAGGUGGCCCGGGGGGACAAGUACAUCCCCAAAUUUAUUGGAGACGACUGCGUGCAGAUUGCGGGGAAGCCGUACCACUUUGACCGCGUGUUCCAGUCCAACACCACUCAGGUGCAGUUCUACAACGCUGUGGCUCUGAAGAUUGUCAAAGAUGUUCUGGAGGGAUACAACGGAACCAUAUUUGCUUAUGGGCAGACUUCGUCUGGAAAAACACACACAAUGGAGGGAAAACUUCAUGACCCAGAUAUGAUGGGAAUCAUUCCUAGAAUUGUCCAAGACAUCUUCAACUACAUUUACUCCAUGGAUGAGAACUCGGAGUUCCACAUCAAAGUUUCAUAUUUUGAAAUCUAUCUGGACAAAAUUCGAGACUUGUUGGACGUAACGAAGACAAACCUGUCAGUGCAUGAAGACAAGAACAGGGUACCCUUUGUCAAGGGAUGUACCGAGCGCUUCGUGUGCAGCCCUGAGGAGGUUAUGGAUGCCAUAGACGAAGGCAAAAACAACAGACACGUGGCCGUCACAAACAUGAAUGAGCACAGCUCCCGGAGUCACAGCAUCUUCCUCAUCAACAUCAAGCAAGAAAACACCCAGACUGAGCAGAAGCUGACCGGCAAACUCUACCUUGUCGAUCUGGCAGGCAGUGAAAAAGUGGGUAAAACUGGAGCAGAGGGAACAGUUCUGGAUGAAGCGAAGAUGAUCAACAAGUCCCUGUCGUCGUUGGGAAACGUCAUCUCUGCUCUGGCGGAGGGCUCGAGCUACGUACCGUACAGAGACAGUAAGAUGACCAGGAUCCUGCAGGACUCCCUGGGAGGAAACUGUCGGACAACCAUGGUCAUCUGCUGCUCACCUUCUGCUUUCAAUGACGCAGAGACCAGGUCCACUCUGCUGUUUGGACAGAGGGCAAAGACGAUCAAAAACACGGUGAGUCUGAAUGUGGAGCUGACAGCAGAGCAGUGGAAGAAGAAGUGGGAGAAGGAGAAGGAGAAGAACAAAACUCUGAGGACCACCAUCACCUGGCUGGAGGCAGAGCUCAGUCGCUGGAGGAAAGGAGAGAGCGUGCCAAUGGAGGAGCAGUUUGACAAAGAAAAGGCUAAAGCUGAGAUGGUGUCACUGGAUGCUGUUCUCAACAACAAUGAAAAGGCUGCACCCAAGCCGUCCCUGGGCAGCCUGCCUGGAGUGGCUCUCAUGGGUCCAGAGAAGGAGAAGUAUGAAGCAGAAAUGGCCAAGCUCUACAAGGAGCUGGACGACAAGGACGAUGAGAUCAACCAGCAGUCCCAGGAGGUGGAGAAGCUGAAGCAGCAGCUGCUGGACCAGGAAGAGCUGUUGGAGUCCUCCCGCAGCGACCACGACACCCUGCAGACGGAGCUGAACCGGCUGCUGUCUGAGAACGAAGCCUCCAAGGAGGAGGUGAAGGAGGUGCUGCAGGCGCUGGAGGAGCUGGCCGUCAACUACGACCAGAAGAGUCAGGAGGUCGAGGACAAAACCAAGGAGUUUGAGGCGCUUAGUGAGGAGCUGAACCAGAAGUCUAGCUCCUUGGCCUCCAUUGACUCGGAGCUGCAGAAGUUGAAGGAGAUGACCAACCACCAGAAGAAGAGGGUCACUGAGAUGAUGUCAUGCUUGCUGAAAGACCUGGCUGAGAUCGGCAUCGCGGUGGGAAGCAAUGACAUGAAGCAACAGGAGAGCAGCGGGCUCAUCGACGAGGAGUUCACCAUGGCCCGGCUCUACAUCAGCAAGAUGAAGGCCGAGGUGAAGGCCAUGGUGAAGCGCAGCAAGCAGCUGGAGAGCAGCCAGGCCGAGAGCAGCCAGAAGCUGGAGGAGACGGAGAGCGACCUGUCCGCCUGCAAGCUCCGCGUCUCCCAGUAUGAGGCUAAGAUCAAGUCCCUGACAGACAACCUCCAGAAUGUGGAGCACAAGAAGAGACAGCUGGAGGAGAACGUGGACCUCCUGAACGACGAGAUAGUCAGGAUCAGAGCUGAGGAGAAAGUAAAUGCCAUGGAGAAAGAGAAUGAGAUCCAGUCUGCCAAUGAAGUCAAGGAGGCUGUGGAGAAGCAGAUCCAGUCUCACAGAGAGGCCCAUCAGAAGCAGAUCGGCAGCCUGAGGGACGAGCUGGACAGCAAGGAGAAGCUGAUCACGGAGCUGCAGGACUCCAACCAGGAGAUCGUCCUGGAGCAGGAGAGGCUGAAAGUGGAGCACGAGAAGCUGAAAGCAGCCGACCAGGAGAAGAGCCGCCAGCUGCAGGAACUCACGCUGCUGCAGGACCGACGAGAGCAGGCCAGGCAGGACCUGAAAGGACUGGAGGAAACUGUGGCUCGGGAGCUGCAGACACUCCACAGUUUGCGGAGGCUUUUUGUGCAGGAUUUAUCCAGAAGAGUAAGAAAGAAUGGGCAGGACAUGGAUGACUCGGAAGCCUGCGCUGCUCAGAAACAAAAGAUCAGCUUCCUGGAGAGCAACCUGGAGCAGCUCACCAAAGUUCACAAGCAGCUGGUGCGAGACAACACCAACCUUCGCUGUGAGAUCCCCAAAAUGGAGAAGCGCCUGCGUGCCACAGCGUCGCGAGUCCAAGCACUGGAGGCCGCCCUGAAGGAAGCCAAGGAGAGCGCAGCCCGCGAAAAGAAACGUUACGAGGAAGAGAUGGAGCGCAUCAAGGACACAGUCAAGCCCAAAAACAUGGGCAGGAGACCCUCUGCGGUCAUAGUGAAGCCUAUCAGACCGGGCCAGCUGCCCGGAGCGUCUCCCUUGAUUGGCAUCAACCGGGCACUACUACUGCAGAACAGCCAAUCUGAUACCAUUGGAGAGGACAAUGACAGCAGUUAAGGAUCUUCAGACAGAUGCCCAAACUGGAAGCCAGAACCUCAAACCAGCAGACUGCACUAAGUCCUGGACACUCUGCACAAAUCCUCCAGUGUCAAAAUGUGUACAUACUGUAUAGAAAAGCACCGCAGCUCUUUAAGGCUAACAAGCUGCUGAUGCAAGCAAGAUUGUUGCAAAUGCCCUGAAAAUUCUGCUUCUACCGUGAGAACUUUGUGUUCGUUUCAGCCGCAUAUUAAUCAUCAGCUGGUAAAAGAAAGCGAGCCGACGCUGCACUAAAGACCUCUAACGUGGCCGUUUACACGACAUUGUCGCCAAGUCAACACGAACCCAUUCAACCGCAGGGUAGAACAAAUCCACGUGUGGAUGUGGCGUCAUUUCCUUCAGCUGAAUGGAAACAAAACUGAAGUUAUUAUUUCUUGACCUACGCAGCAGCUUCAGUUAUUACAGCUGGAAACAAGAGAUCAGGCCCAAAAUCUGGGUGCAGUGCUGAACUCUGACCCGAACCUUCAGAGCCACACAAAGAUAGUCGCAAAGUCGGCCUUCUGUCACCUGGAGAACAUCUCCAGGAUGAGAGGAUUCAUGUCCCAACAUGAUGAAGAGAAACUCAUCCAUGCUUUCGUCUUUAGUUGCAUUAACUGUAGGUCUGUCGCCAUAUUUGACGAAAUAUAUCUAUGUCUUCACUUAACAGAAGCUGAAUGAAACAAAGGAUAAAAAGAAUCAAUUUUCCCAGAUUUAGUUUUUGUUUUCUAAACAUAAUAAAUUGCAGUUUGAAGAAUCUCAAUAUUUGUGGCAUUAUUUCCUGAUAAUGUUAACUUUAAAUCAUCAUUUAAAGUUACAUAUUUAAAUGAUGAUUUUAUUGCAUUCCAUGGAAUCCAUAUUUCCAUUCUGGAAAGCAAGAAUAGCGGAAUCCCAUUUGUGCUUCCAUCUCUCAUUUCCUCCUCACACUGACAGGCUGAGCUUCUUUUCCCUGCUGUGGCUCUUUUUCAGACAAACAUUCCUACAUUAUCCUGAAAUCCUGCCCGCUUGUUCUUUGUCCUGAGGCUGAUGUCAGUCAGUCUGCAGUCUGGGUGAGUGUUUUCCACUGAAGGCCUGCUUUGCUCUUGGAUCAUGCGAGCAUUAAAUCAUUCAUGAUCUUGCUCUGAUGGUGAAACCACCCGCCGUGUCUGCCAAAGAGCAGUCAGCGCCGACGGGAGGGGCCGCGGGGAAACUUUACGCGCUCAAGAUCUGAACAACGUGAACGUUAAAGCCGGGAUUUUGCGUGUUGUAAUCAAUCGUUGGAGGCGCGACGGGAUGAAAGGAGACGUCAAACAUACUCCAGCUGGAGCAGAGAGUUUCUGGAGGUGUCGAGCCGGGAGGCGCGCGGGCCACGGGGCCACGGGGCUCCGGAUGCGCCCCGUCAGCGCUGACGGACAGACGGGCGGGAUGUGAGAGACAAGCCCGGUGUUCGCUGAGGAGAGACCGCAGCGGGAUCAAGCUGCUGAGUGAAGCUCCAAUCACAUCCGCCAGGAGCUCCAAAAUAAAAGCAGGAAACUUGAAUGAAUUGGGAGUUAAUUGAAGCUUUAAAAAAACCUAAAGGCCUAAUAACAUUUAAUU